AUUAAAUCAUGGCUCAAUUUAUAUAGUGAAAUAUCGAUAAGCUAUUUGGUGGGUUAGAAAUGAUUUCAGAGGAAUCAUUCAUCAGCUUUCACCAGAAAUAAGGGUGAUCGACAACAGGAGAGAUGAUCGAGAGAUUCUGCAUGCAUGAUAAUGAAUAUAUCAUCGCUCAAAUCAUAUAUGGAUUAAUAUAGUUUUUUGGACUAAAUUAAACAAAGAAAAUGGAAAAAUCGAGCGGGUCGCCGGCGCCGCUGCCGAGGCGCAACAGUAUGAGCAUGCCGCCGUCGCAGAAGCGCAGUGCUCCCCCCGCCAUGAAGAGGUCGUCGUCGGGGCCUCCUUCCGAGAGCGGCUCCGCCGCCGCAAGUUCCACAAAUGCGAAACCCUCCUCCCCAAAUUCCAGGUCUAUUGUUUGGGAGAGGACGGUGAAGAAACUAAGGUUAAAUAAGGCACUUACAAUUCCGGAAGCAACCACUGUUUCGGAGGCAUGCAGGAGGAUGGCAUCAAGGCGGGUUGAUGCUGUUCUGCUGACUGAUUCUAAUGUCUUGCUCUCAGGAAUUGUCACUGAUAAGGACAUAACAACCAGAGUUAUAGCUGAGGACCUGAAGCCAGAGAAUACAAUAAUUUCAAAAGUUAUGACAAGAAAUCCAAUUUUUGUGAACUCGGAUUCAUUGGCUAUUGAAGCUUUACAGAAGAUGGUCCAAGGGAAAUUUCGGCACCUCCCUGUUGUUGAGAAUGGCGAAGUCAUUGCACUGUUAGAUAUCACAAAAUGCCUUUAUGAUGCUAUAUCAAGAAUGGAGAAGGCUGCAGAGCAGGGAAGUGCUAUUGCUGCAGCAGUUGAAGGUGUUGAACGUCAAUUUGGAAGCAAUCUCUCAGCAUCAUUGACUUUUAUAGAAACACUCAGGGAACGUGUGUUCAAGCCUUCUCUCUCCACCAUCAUAUCUGAAAAUUCUAGGGUUGCCAUUGUUGCACCUUCAGAUCCUGUUCAAACUGCUGCUAAAAAGAUGCGCGAACUAAAGGUCAAUUCAGUUCUUGUUAUGACAGGGAACAGCGUCCAGGGCAUACUCACUUCUAGAGAUAUACUCUUCCGAGUUGUGGCCCAAAACCUCUCUCCAGAUCUGACUCUAAUGGAAAAGGUAAUGACGCCGAACCCAGAAUGUGCAACCUUAGAGACAACUAUUCUCGAUGCAUUGCAUAUAAUGCACGAUAGGAAGUUUUUACAUAUUCCGGUUCUUGAUAAAGAUGGAUGUGUUGCUGCAUGUUUAGAUGUUCUGCAGAUAAGUCAUGCGGCAAUCUCCAUGGUUGAGACCAGCUCUGGCUCUGUAAAUGAUACUGCAAAUACAGUGAUGCAGAAUUUCUGGGAUUCAGCUCUUAACAUGGAUCAUCCUGAUGACUAUGAUACUACUAGUGAGUUGUCUAUAUCUCAAUAUGUGGCAUCGGAGGCUACAGAGCAUCAGAAGCCCCCAUACCCAUCGGUUGGUCCUGGGAAUUCAUUUUGUUUCAAAUUUAUGGACCUUGAAGGCCAUGUCCACCGAUUUAAUUGUGGCACGGAGCAUCUAGCUGAACUCGUUUCGGCUGUUCUGCAACGGGCGGGAGCAUCCAAUCAUCACACUCGCCCUCGAAUUUUGUAUGAAGAUGAUGAGGGUGAUAAAGUUCUGCUCACAACAGAUGGGGAUCUUGCCAAUGCUUUAACCUGUGCACGAUCAGCUGGUCUAAAGGUGAUGAGGUUACACUUGGACUACGGUCGCGAGAGAGUCGAAACGAGGAAGGUGUCAAGUGAGAGUGUGAGUCCAGUAGAAGGUAGAUGGACUCCUCUCCACUACGGAAUCAUCGUUGCCCUGGCUAGCAUUGGUGUUUUGGUUUGCUUAAAGCGCUCUAGAUCAUGAUACACGACCAGGUAUGUAGCACUUGUUAUUGUUUCCUUCAAAGUUGCAUCGGAUUCUGCAAAUUCUCAUGCAAUGAAAUCCUGCCAUGUUAUGAGAAGUGAUCAAACUGCGACGACAGAUAGGUUGAAGGAAUAACACAAGAGCUGAAGCUUAACGAUUGUUUUUCUUAGGUGUAAACGCAUGUUGAUGUUGCGAUUGCACGAGUUGUUGUUAGUCCACACAUUCUGGGCUCCUAUUCUUGGCUACAAAUAUUGGAAUUUGUGGAUUAUAUUCAUUGGUUUCUUAACAUUUGACAUUACAUGAGUAAAAGGAUUGUUGUAUCAUUGACUGUCUCUUCACUUUUAUUUGCACAUAAUAUGUCGACUUUGAUAUU
Messenger RNA from Salvia miltiorrhiza (redroot sage), 2253 nucleotides. Its product is annotated as CBS domain-containing protein CBSCBSPB3-like. The transcript has 14 exons. NCBI's taxonomy places the organism in Eukaryota, Viridiplantae, Streptophyta, Magnoliopsida, Lamiales, Lamiaceae. The coding region runs from base 219 to 1880 and encodes 553 amino acids. Gene Ontology annotation, molecular function: protein binding. The record is from RefSeq and is a predicted model, not a curated record.